UGGGGGGGUUUAGGCUCAGUGGGAGGGUGGUCAGAAGGGUUUGGGCUCAGCAGGAAGGCUUUGGGCUGGUUGGAAGGGUUUGCUUUGGGCUUUGCAGGAGGCUGGUCAAAAGGGUUUGGACUCUGGGGAGCUGGUUGGAAGGAUUUAGGCUGGUCAGAAAGGUCUGGGCUCUGGGGGGUGUGAUUUGGAAGGGUUUGGGCUCUGGGAGGUGUGAUUUGGAAGGGUUUGGGCUCAGCAGGAGGUCACAUCCCCUGUGACCAGUGUGUCCCACCGGGAUGAGCCCCCAAGGCCCAGCUCCAGCCAGGACCGUGCUGAUCUAUCGCAACGGGGACCGUUUCUUCCCGGGGAGGAGAUUCCUGGUGACCCCCCGGCGCUUCCCGACCUUCGAGGCCUUCCUGGAUGAGGUGACCAAGGCCCUCCACACCCCCCUGGCCGUGAGGAACCUCUACACCCCCCGGCACGGCCGCGGUGUCACGGGGCUGGGGGACCUGCGGGACGGGGGCCAGUACGUGGCUGCGGGGUCGGAGAGGCUCCAAAAGCUGGACUACUUAAAUCAGGGGAGGAAGGAGACCAGUGGGACGAGGAAGAGUCUGCAGUCCCGCGCUGCAGAUCCCUGGAAAUCCAACACCUUCGUCCAACGGCAGCAGCUCUCCCGCCUGCCCUGCACCAUACACUCUGGGAAUGCUGGCUCAUCCCGUGCUCUGGGCUGUUUCUCCUGCAGUGUUUUCCAGAAUGGGGAUCUGCUGAGCCCUCCUUUCCCACUGGUGCUCCCCAAGAGGAUCCCACUGGAGUGGGACACGCUCCUGGCCACGCUGACAGAGAAAGUGGAGUUGGGCAGUGGAGCUGUUAACAAGCUCUGCAGGCUGGAUGGGACCCCGGUGUGCGGAGGGGAGGAGCUGGAGAAUGGCCAUCACUACGUGGCAGUGGGAAAGGAGGAGUACAAACCCCUGCCCUACAGGGAGCUGCUGGUGCCCCAGGAGUGCAGGACACUGGGGAACCACCCAAAAAACAGGCACCAAAAGAGCCAGGGCAGGCUGGGCAGUCGCAGGGUGCAGACCACGGGAGCUGCAGAGAAAGGCAAGAUCCCACCUGCCUUCCCACAGCUGCAAAUUCCAGCCAGGAAAUCUCCCCUCGAGGAGGAAGAGCCCAUUUUCCAUGUCAAACCUGUGCGUGCAGGACAGAACAGAAGGAGCAGCAGGAGUGUGCAGCCUGGCCCAGGAAAAAGUCUCUCUAAACCCAGGGAUCCAAGGAGGGAGAUGAGAGGUGCUCGGGAAGAGGGUGAACACACCAGGCUGGAUGUACCCAUUGACCAGGUUUAGGACACACUGAGCUGCUCUCCGAUGUGUAAAGCCGAGAGUAACCACGAGGGGGAACUUGAGAAACCGCAGCUCGGUGUCACUGCA
Neopelma chrysocephalum (saffron-crested tyrant-manakin) is the source of this 1403-nucleotide messenger RNA. RefSeq names its product doublecortin domain containing 2B (gene DCDC2B). Gene Ontology annotation, cellular component: microtubule organizing center; microtubule. The transcript has 9 exons. The record is from RefSeq and is a predicted model, not a curated record. The coding region runs from base 276 to 1319 and encodes 347 amino acids. Gene Ontology annotation, biological process: intracellular signal transduction. Lineage: Eukaryota; Metazoa; Chordata; Aves; Passeriformes; Pipridae.